This is a messenger RNA of Larimichthys crocea (large yellow croaker), 2037 nucleotides long. It is a transcript of the gene otud5a, whose product is annotated as OTU deubiquitinase 5a. The record is from RefSeq and is a predicted model, not a curated record. Gene Ontology annotation, biological process: protein deubiquitination. Lineage: Eukaryota; Metazoa; Chordata; Actinopteri; Sciaenidae. Gene Ontology annotation, molecular function: cysteine-type deubiquitinase activity; K63-linked deubiquitinase activity.
CGCCGUCGCAACCAGGAAGUGACGUCGCGGCCUCCGUCAGCCUGUGUUGAUGUUUUGUGCGCUCGCGCUGAGGGAGCGGACACUUUUUGUUUUUGUUCAACAGAACCGUCGAACCGAGCCGCGCCGCGCGCCCUGUGGGCCGAACCGGGUCGUUAAGAGCCUUAGCUCGGUGAUUAGAGCCGAGCGGCCGGUCCGGAGGGCGAACACACCGAACCUUUUGAUCCAGAAGGAGGACCCGUCCCUCUGACCCCCUCCCUGCCUCCACCAUGACGAUCCUCCCGAAGAAGAAGCCCAGCUCCGGGGUCGGCGUCUCGGACCACGCCGAUGACAGCGACCGUCGAAGCGGCUCCGACCCGCACCAGCACCCGCACCCGCACGCAGGACGGGCCGGAGCCCGACCGAGGGCUUCACCUCCGCCGUGGUCCUACCAGCCUGCUCCGCCCUCCGCUCGGGACGACAGGCGGAGCAUCGAGGCGAGCUCCCGGCCGCAGCAGGCCUCUCCGCCGCCCGUCGGCUCCGUGUCCCCCGUAGGGCCGGGCGACGGUCGGGACAGCAGCGGCGAGGUGGCCGGCUCCCGCGGGGAGCUCGUCGUAUCGGCCGGCGUCGUCGGCUGCGGCGGAGGCAUCGGCAGCUGCUGCUCCGGGCCCGGGCUCAGCAAGAGGCGGCGGCAGGCAACCUGCUCCGGCGGAGUGGUGGCGGCUCUGGCCGGCGGAGGCCAGCCCGGGGUGUGCCCACCGGGGGAGUGGGGUCCGCCAGGCACGGAGGAAGGAGCCGGGAACAACAGCGAGGACGAGUACGAGAACGGCCGGCUGCAGUCCAUGGGCCCGGCGACGGUGGAGCAGCAGGAGCACUGGUUUGAAAAAGCUCUGCGGGAAAAGAAAGGCUUCGUCAUCAAGAAGAUGAAGGAGGACGGAGCAUGUCUGUUCAGAGCCGUGGCUGAUCAAGUGUAUGGAGAUCAGGACAUGCACGAAGUGGUCAGGAAACACUGUAUGGACUACUUGAUGAAGAAUGCAGACUACUUCUCGAACUACGUGACGGAGGACUUCACCACAUACAUCAACAGGAAGAGGAAAAAUAAUUGCCAUGGUAACCACAUCGAGAUGCAGGCCAUGGCCGAGAUGUACAACAGACCUGUGGAGGUGUAUCAGUACAGCACAGAGCCAAUCAACACGUUCCACGGCAUCCACCAGAACAAUGACGAGCCAAUCAGAGUGAGCUACCACCGCAACAUCCACUACAACUCCGUGGUGAACCCCAACAAGGCCACCAUCGGGGUCGGACUAGGCCUGCCCGCCUUCAAACCCGGGUACGCAGAGCAGUCUCUGAUGAAGUCGGCCAUCAAGACGUCGGAGGAGUCGUGGAUCGAGCAGCAGAUGUUGGAGGACAAGAAGAGAGCGACGGACUGGGAGGCCACCAACGAAGCCAUCGAGGAGCAGGUGGCCCGGGAGUCUUACCUGCAGUGGCUCCAGGACCAGGAGAAGCAGGCUCGACAGCCCCGUAAAGCCAGCGCCACCUGCAGCUCGGCGACGGCGGCGGCCUCGAGCGGACUGGAUGACUGGAGCGCCCGGUCGCCGCGGCAGCGUGACUCCGACCCCUCCCACUCUGACCUCACAACCACCCCGUCGACCAAUAACAACAAGCCCCCCUCCCCUGCCGGAGCCGCCCUCAUACUGAGCAAACCCCCCUCCCCCUGCGCGCCAGGUCCCAGUAAUCAGAGUCGUCAUCAUUUGGAGUACAGAGCCAUCAUGCAGGAGAUGUCGCCCACAGCAUUUGGUCUGACGGACUGGGAGGACGAUGAGAUUCUGGCGUCGGUGCUCGCCGUCUCCCAGCAGGAGUACCUGGACAGCAUGAAACACCAGAGCUCCGCCUCCAUGCAUCGAGAGAGGGAGCCGUCGCCCGACAGCAGCUGAUGGCCGGCGCACGCACAAACACACAGAUACAACGAUGACCCCGCCUCCUUCCCGCCCUCCACCUUCCUGUGACCCCGCCCCCCGCAGACGGAGAUCGACCUGGAAAAUAAACCAUCAAACAAACAAA